GAUGAGCUGACAGCUUUUCUGAGAAGAGACCAUUUUGUGUCAGAGGAAGCUGUAUAUCUCUCAGAGGUCCUAACAACGGAGUCCUACAUUUACAAAAACAACAGCUCUUACACGGAAGAAGCUGAGCAUUAGGCAAAGGAUUCCUGGACACGCUGGAGGUGGUCACGCACAAGGAAUAUAUGGCUGUUCCACCAACAGUACUGCUCGAACCUUCUCUAACUGCCUAGGGGAGAAAACUUCACCAUGGAUUUAAGGAACAUUCCGUACCGUUCAGACGUGGUUACCUGGAACCCAGACGACUUGGCAGACUACUUCAGGACAUUAAAGUAUAAGGACUGUGAGAAAGUCGUGAGGAAGCACAGCAUAAAUGGACAACGGUUUCUGAACAUGACUGAAAAUGACAUUCAGAAAUUCCCCAAACUCCGAGUGCCAAUUGUAAGUAAAUUAAGCAAAGAAAUAAACAGGAAUGAAGGGAGGCUUUCUUUCCUUCCAAAAUGGGCCCAAACACAAAAAAGUCCUGAAGCCCCAGGAUAUGCAGGUCAAGACGAUGGUGGUUGGUCUUCAUUUGAUGAAGAUGAUGACUAUGAAAGCCCUGAUGAUGACCAGGAACAGGAAGAUGAGGCUGACUAUGAAUCACCAACAGAAGAACUUGAGGAAGCAGAACAUGACAGUGAUGGUUAUGAGCCUCCUCCAUCCAGUAAUGAUGAAGCACACCACAAUGUCAUAUUUCCUGCCAAGUCACUUGCAAACAACACAGAUUAUAUAGACAGACCUCCAACCACUCGAUCAUCGCAACAGCCUCCAGUACCACCCCAACGACCCGGCCCAUCCCCAGUACCAGCCUCCUUUGGGGGAAGAGGUGCUUCUCUGCCAGCUUUUCCUCCUCCACCAAGCAACAAUGACUUGAGUAGAGACAGGAAUAUCAAGCCUUUGAAACCCCCAGCUCCUUCUAUAGACAGAAGCACAAAGCCCUCACUGGACCGCCUUGCUCCACCAUUUGAAAGAGAAAGCCCUGGACCAGGGAGGAAGCCCAGCACUCCUGAAAAGCCUCUGGCUUUACAGCUAAGAUCCCUGGGCGAACAGCUAGCAAUGAUGCCAAAACCUCCUGUCCCACCCAGUGACAGAUACGAAAGAGGCAAUCCAUCUCCUCUAAGGAAGCCAACCCCUGUAAAGCAGGGUUGGCCACUACACAAAACGCCUCAAGAAGAAGACGACACAGCACCCCAAAGAACAGUGCCACAGAUAUCUUUGCCUCCAUACAGCUCCAAUACAUUCCCAUCCAAAUCUGUCAAGCCUCCACCUAAACCAAGCUCCAACAUUCUGCCUGGUGCAGAAAGUGCUAGAAACUGCUCUUCAACUGGCUCACUACCACCACGCUUACAUCUAGGAAGCUACAGCAGAUCCCCUUCAAGAGGCGCAGCUGACAUAAGACCUCCUCUGCCAAUUCCUAGCAGACAGACUGCUCACCAAACUAACACGGAGGAAGAUGAGGACUCACUACACAAUGAAUGGUACGUUGCCUAUGUUAGCCGGCCAGAAGCAGAAGCAGCUCUUCGGAAGAUAAACAAGGAUGGAACAUUCUUGGUAAGAGACAGCUCAAGAAAAACUGCUACUCACCCUUAUGUCCUGAUGGUGUUGUACAGAGAUAAAGUAUACAACAUCCAGAUUCGUUACCAGGAGCAAAACCACUUAUAUUUGUUAGGAACUGGCUUAAAAGGAAAAGAGGAUUUUUCUUCUGUAGCAGAUAUCAUAGAUUACUUCCAAAGAACGCCUCUCCUUCUGAUUGAUGGGAAAGACAGAGGGUCAAGAAACCAGUGCAUGUUAAAAUAUGCUGCAGGACAUAUUUAAAUGAGACCUUAAGGAAGAUUACAUAUAAUAUUGAUGCUUCUGAAGUCUGUAAACAUCAGGAUAUUGACUUUUACAGCAAACACAAGUCAUGAAGUCAUUAAAAAUCCUUUUGAUUUUAAGCAAAAAGGACAAUGUUAUUUUUAAAUUAUGCCUUAAAUGCAGCACUCUGAAUCUGAUUUUCUUACUAUAUGUUUAUUACAGCCCACUAAUCAUACAGUGCAUGAGAAAAUUGUACCUUUGUGUGUGUCUUCUUGCAAUGACUUCCAUGCCUAGUUAGAGCACCCAGAAAUAAACACCAAUACAAGCCCCUGUUUUCAUCGGAGGAAAAGGAAAAAGCUAUUUUUCAGAUCAGAACAGCAGCAGCAGUUGUGUUAUGUAAAGUGACACAGAGUAGACCGAAACCUUGUCAAAGUUGAGGAGUAGACAAAAGACAAUAAAGGCCCUAUUUUUUCCAUCAAUCCGCUUCCCAGUAAAUCUAACUAUGGCCACUUCUGUGAAAACAGUGAGCCUCUGAUCGGGAUCCUAAGGACACGUGGGUUUUAGAGACACCAAGAAUCCCUUAACACUGGAUAUGCAGCUGCCUGUCAACGUCUGUGUCUGUGUUACUCAGCUAUGAAAUUGUCUUUGUUCACAUUUUUUGAGGAAAAUAAAGCAUCUGCAGCUUUCAUAUUC
Molecule: messenger RNA, 2520 nt
Organism: Pezoporus flaviventris
Lineage: Eukaryota; Metazoa; Chordata; Aves; Psittaciformes; Psittacidae
Gene: LCP2
Product: lymphocyte cytosolic protein 2
Exons: 21
Coding region: 244-1848 (534 amino acids)
Biological process (GO): cell surface receptor protein tyrosine kinase signaling pathway; intracellular signal transduction
Molecular function (GO): protein binding
Source: RefSeq, a predicted model, not a curated record